UGGCACUUUACUGUGUUUGAAAAAUAAGCACAAACUCAAUUUUCGUAGCUGUAUUGUUGAAUUGUUAAAACAAACCAUUGAAUUGAUAUAAAGGAGAUUUUUGGACAUGCGUGUAAAUGGAUUUUUGGAUUAUUAAUCUAGUUAAUCUUUUAUUGAAAAACCUUACUAAGACAGCGUCAAUUUAACAAACUGAAAGAAAAAUCCAUCAUCCAUCUAUUCACAUCUUGAUAUAGAAGAAAAUGGAAGGGUCCAAGAUGGAAGAGCAAAUAAUAACGGAUCAAACCUUACAACCUAUUGUUAUUGAGUGGAUGAUUAAACUUCAGCAAGGAAUAUUGACUGCUACCGAUAUUCGUUCUUACUGGGCUCGCACAGUUCCUAAAAUCUAUAGUCCAUCUCGAGAUUGUAACUGUUUAAAUAUUCAAUUUGAUGAAGAGAAAGCAAAAUCGACUCUUCUUUUACCCUUGGAACAAUUCUUGACUUUAAGUGAUAAUCCCAAAGAAGUAUGUGAAAACCUCAAAAAAACUGAUGCCGAUCCGAUGCUUUGUGGUAAAAUGUUCAAAAAUGGGGAACCAGUCUACUCUUGUCGGGACUGUGGGCUUGAUGCUUCCUGUGUCCUUUGCGUGGACUGUUUUAAACGAAGCGCUCAUCGUAAUCAUAAAUACAAAAUGUGUAUGAGCUCAGGUGGAGGCUACUGUGACUGCGGGGAUUCCGAAGCUUGGAGAGCACAUGUCUUCUGUGAUGAGCAUCUUAAGGGAAGUCAAAAGGCUGGUGAAGAGGAAGACCCAAAAAACAGGUUAAAUCCUGAUCUUGUUCGAAGAGCUGAAAUCAUCAUGAAAACUGUGGUACAUUAUUGUUUUGAAAUUUUAGAAUGGGAAAAUUCAACAGUCUUACCUGAAAGCUUACAAGUAAAAUCA
Tetranychus urticae (two-spotted spider mite) is the source of this 914-nucleotide messenger RNA. The record is from RefSeq and is a predicted model, not a curated record. NCBI's taxonomy places the organism in Eukaryota, Metazoa, Arthropoda, Arachnida, Trombidiformes, Tetranychidae.